Messenger RNA from Sardina pilchardus (European sardine), 1635 nucleotides. Its product is annotated as olfactory receptor 13D1. Lineage: Eukaryota; Metazoa; Chordata; Actinopteri; Clupeiformes; Clupeidae. Gene Ontology annotation, biological process: detection of chemical stimulus involved in sensory perception of smell. Gene Ontology annotation, cellular component: membrane. The transcript has 2 exons. The record is from RefSeq and is a predicted model, not a curated record. Gene Ontology annotation, molecular function: olfactory receptor activity; odorant binding. The coding region runs from base 339 to 1289 and encodes 316 amino acids.
UUAAAUCGCGACUGCUUGAUAAUUGGGCUACCCAAAUUAUUCGUUUUUUUAAUUCACUCAAACAUGUUCAAACAUUUGAGGAGCAUUGGACUAAUUCAGAAAGAUUUCAUUUCUAAUCUGAUAACCGGCGGUGUUAGCCUAUGCCUAAAUUGCCUAAUCACUAAUGUAAUUUUCUAGCAUGAGCUGUUACAUCACAUGCUUCAUGAAUAAGGACAUCCGAAAAGCACAAAGGCUGUCACAGCAAAUGGGCAGUCAGCCUCAGCGUAUGUCUGAAUGUUCUUGUUUGGAUCAAUUCCCGGACUGAGACAUUUACAAGAAACGUCCACUCGUGGUGAAUCAUGCAAAGUUCAAAUGAGAGCGUUCAAACAGGGCCGACGAACAGCUCAACUCUGGAACAACUGAAGACACUUAACACAGUGAAGACCUAUGUGUACUCAGGAGCAUUCCUGGUCACUGGAUUACUCACUUGUUUAAUUCUGGUGACUGUGUUUGGGACCAGAGCUCUCAGGCAGAGGAUUUACUACAUCCUCUUGUGUCAGCACUGCGUCUGUGUGACAUGCUUUAAUGUGGCGGGGGCAAUGUUGCACGGCCUUCGGGUCCUCCAAACACCAGUCCCACGCCUCGUAUGCUGGCUGAUCUUCGACGUGCAGGUGGCCCUCGGCCGCUGCCUCAUGAUCACCCUCACUCUGAUGGCAGUCAACGUUUCCCUGUCCGUCUGCUGCCCAUUGCGUUACCGAGAGUUCCACCACGGGGCCUGUGGCGUCACGCUGAUGGCCUGGAUCGUCGCACUCCUUAACCCGGUUCUGUUCACCAUACUUACCUGCGUUCAGUCUCCAUGGGAGUAUGUGGUGGCGCCCGACACCCUCUGCUCCACCGCACUGGGUGGCUUUGGAGCACGAGUGUCUGGUCUGGUAAUGCUGUCCCUCCUUGUUCUUCUCUUCAUUGUAAGCUAUGUGGCCAUUUGUGUAGAGGGCUGCAGGGCAGGACACUUCUCACGCUCCAACAAGAAGGCGCAACGCACCAUCUUCAUCCACACCCUACAGAUGAGUCUUCACAUUCUCCCAGUGUUCAUCAUCAUAGCAAAGGUGCCGCUAGACCUUACUGGAAGAAUUGUAAACUUUUUGAUGUUGUUGUUGGCCCAGUCCCUUAGCCCAAUUGUGUAUGGACUACGUUGCUAUGACAUUUGGUCUCAGUUGCCACUGUUCCUCCCUCAUUUUCUGCUGCCUCUGUGGAACUGGUGUGAUUGGAGCAAGUCUAAACACUUGCAGCCCCCACACGCUGCACAUUAACAUCUCCAAGCACCACUGUUGAUUCAGCCUCCAAAUCAAUGGCUAGUGCACAAACCCUCACUAGUUUUCUGACAGUGUGAGGAGAGCAAAGUGACAGCAGAGAGAGGCAAAUAUACGAUUGAGCCUAAAGUUCCCUUCGCCGUUGGAAUUAAAAUAACCCCACAUCAUCACAUACCCUUCACCAUAUAGCUAAAGAUUGGCAUGGUGCUUUUCCAGUAGGCCUAUUAGCCUAUUUGCAUUGAGCUCAAUGACAGAUCAAUUGUCAAAUGAUGAUUCUAUAUUCCUCUUUUUAGGCAACUUUAGCAUGGUAUCAAAUACAUUUUCUCCCCACUGUAUGUAAUCAACA